Molecule: messenger RNA, 1668 nt
Organism: Priapulus caudatus
Lineage: Eukaryota; Metazoa; Priapulida; Priapulimorpha; Priapulimorphida; Priapulidae
Product: homeobox protein Hox-B4-like
Exons: 2
Coding region: 1-927 (308 amino acids)
Biological process (GO): regulation of transcription by RNA polymerase II; anterior/posterior pattern specification; embryonic skeletal system morphogenesis
Cellular component (GO): nucleus
Molecular function (GO): DNA-binding transcription factor activity, RNA polymerase II-specific; RNA polymerase II cis-regulatory region sequence-specific DNA binding
Source: RefSeq, a predicted model, not a curated record
AUGAGCUCAUACUUGCUGAGCGGCACAUCGGAGUGCCGAGCCGACGAAUGCUCCGUCGCUCCCGACGCUCCCGCCGGUCAGUACGGACAGCUGCCGUACGGGGGCUACUACGGUGCCGAGAGCGGCGACUUUGCGUACACACAGCGCGAGAGACUGUACCCGGUCGACAGCUACUACUACAACUACCAGAACUACUACGGCAACCGCGCCGCCAUGCACCCGAGCAUGUACAACCAGCUCGGAGAGUACGCGGAACCGUCGGCAGGGGCGCUGCCGGCGCCCGACGCCGUCAUGGCCGGCGCCGUCGCGCACGGCUCGCCGAUGACCGGCGCGAAUCCGUCGUCGCCGACGAUAGCGUCUGCCGUCGCCGCGCCGCCGCCUCGCUCGAUGAGAAUUCACGGAGAGCAGGAGGAGGAGGAGGACCCCAUCACCGCCAAGCAUCAUCAACAUCAGCAGCAGCAGCAGCAUCCGCAGCAGCAGCAGCAGCAGCAGGAGAACGGAGGAGGCGGCGGAGGUCAGCAGCCGGUCAUCUACUCGUGGAUGACGAAGCUGCACACGGCCGUAAACAAUGGUGACGACGGCCCUCACAAGCGCAUCCGCACUGCCUACACGCGCCAGCAGCUUCUCGAACUCGAGAAAGAAUUCCACUUCAAUCGCUACCUGACGCGGAAGCGACGCAUCGAGAUCGCGAAGACGCUGACGCUCUCCGAGAGACAGGUCAAGAUCUGGUUCCAAAAUCGCCGCAUGAAAUGGAAGAAGGACAACAAUCUGCCGAACACGAAGGGAAAGAGCACGCCGCAGAAGCGUCGGUCGGCGAGUCCCGCAAACCAGACGCAAAACUCGGACGAUUCGAUGCAAAAUGCGAUGAAGUACUCGCCGUGCGGUGUCGCUGGGACGCCAGGCGCGCUCCCGGCAUUUCUCACCUGACGCGUUCAGCGACAUCUAUCGGCGAGGAAGGAAACCAGGAAGAGUGACAGUGCGUGAGGUGUGAUCGUAGACGGCUUACUCUUCCGUUUUUUGACCGGAUGACGUCAUGAGGAAGACUCGCCCGCGAUCUCCGCCGUGCAAGUACCACUCGCUCCGACAGAACCGCGUCGAUUCCGCGCCCGCCUUGCUCUGCGAUAAACAAACAUUUGCGAAUGAUAUAUCACCAUUCGACUCGACCGGCGCGCGCGCGGCCGGACAGAUAUAUGGGUAACCGGGCCUUUGUUUUUUUCUCAUUUUUUGUACUUUACGACCCGCGUCUUCGCUACACAGGGGUCAUGUCCGCCGGUAUGCGACGUACCCUCGCCGCCGCCGCUAGCUGACCUUAUAUAUAUAUAUAUAUAUAUAUAAGGUUAUGCUGCUCUGUAGAAGACGCUGGCAUUUAUGCACUAUAUAAUAUAUAGUGCAUAUUACAGUGUCUUCUACAGGGCGGCAUGACCUACAGUAGACCAUAGUUAUUCACUACUUGCGCUCGUGGCAAUCUCUUAACGAUGCGAGUCCGACUACAGUCAUUAACUAAUUGCAUUUCCCCUUCACGUACAAGUUUUGCGAAGAGCUCCGAGGUCGCUUUACAUAUACUAUAUGAGUACAUAAUUGUUACAACCCGCGAGGUAAGCGAGCCAUCUAUAGAUAAUAUAUAUAUAUAUAUAUAUAUAGAUAAUAUAUAUAUAUAUAUAUAUAUAU